Messenger RNA from Mustela erminea (ermine), 3289 nucleotides. RefSeq names its product TAFA chemokine like family member 4 (gene TAFA4). Gene Ontology annotation, biological process: phagocytosis; macrophage chemotaxis. The coding region runs from base 1480 to 2055 and encodes 191 amino acids. NCBI's taxonomy places the organism in Eukaryota, Metazoa, Chordata, Mammalia, Carnivora, Mustelidae. The record is from RefSeq and is a predicted model, not a curated record. The transcript has 7 exons. Gene Ontology annotation, molecular function: receptor ligand activity.
GGCUCAGUCAGAAGACCUUGUGACUCUUGAUCUUGGGGCUGUGUGUUUGAAUCCCACCUUCAUGAAGAGACUACUUAGAAAUAAAAUCUUUUAAAAAGGAAAGUCUUAUUUUAAAAAAAAGAAAGGUCUUAGUUAAAGAGUAUGUGAGACUCAAAUCCCAGCAGCAUCCAUAAAUAGUUUUAUUGAGACAUAGCCACACCCUCUAAUUUACAUACUGCCUAUGGCUGCUUCCAUGCUACAAUAGCGGUGUGAAGCAGAGGUAACAGAAUGCGUGGACUGCAAAGCCUACAGUAUUUAAUAUCUGGCUUUUAGAAAAAGUUAGCUGACCCUAAGGUGAGCAUUAGUACUGUCCCCAUUUUACAGAGGUGAGAUGCAAGUACAGAGAAGUAAGUGGUUUGUUCAAAGUCAUGUAUCAAAUAUGUGACACAAUCAGGAUUUGAACUCACAGAGUCUGGCUCCCGUGUUUCUGGACUCUUCUGUGGUACCACAAUACGGGGACAAUAGAACUUGCCAGUACAGAACUCCUAGUUUAAAAAAGAAAUCAACAGAAGGAACUCCCCACAAUGGAGCUUUUUUUUAAUUAUACUAUAUAGUCCAUUCAUCCUUUAUUUUUGUACGUAGGUCCCUGAGCAGCAAUUACCGAAUGAAAUGAAGAGCAUUUUGCACUCCUUACGCUAUGGAUAUAUUCCCGUCAAGAUUUCCACAGAUGAACGUUGGUAAUUCUCCUUUUAUUCAACAAAAUUCUUGCCUUCCAAGGAAACACCCCUGAGGUGCAGGGUUCCACAGGCUGGGACUACGGGCGGAUGACUGUUUUCCUGGUACAUGGAGGCAGGGGGUGGGGGGCAAGUGAGGAAGGAGGAAAUGUCAUGGACAGAGGGCAGGUUCUGGGUCCUCUGUAAUUGAAGUUUUAAUGUCUAUGUAGAACAGUUAGGAGCUUAAAAAAAAGAAAAACAAAAACAGAAUCUCAUCCAACAGUCUGGCCCAGAAUUGGCCAUGCUUUAUUCAAUUUAUACAUUUCAGAAGAUGAAAGGCUGUGUCGUCUGCCAGGAUUUUGUGUCCAGUCCCAGGGAAUCAUUGUGUUUCUAAUCUGAUGUUUGGGCCAUGACGCCAUCCCCUCUGCCUGACGGUCAAGAUCAGUUCCCUUUUUUGUGAAGUUGUUAAAAGGCCCUGGCCAUGGACUGGCUUCAAACAGCAUUUGGCUCUGUAGGGAACCCAGUACUGGGGGCAAAACUGUGACCCGAGAACACACAGAAAAUGUUCUCUCCUUUCCGGCUACAGAGUGAGAUUUUCAUGGAGGGGAGAGUGAGGAUUAUUAACGAAGUAUGUGAUUGUUGUACCAUCAGCCCCUGGAAUGUGGUCUUUCCAAGCUAAGAUAAUUUUUUGGAACUGCAGAAAUUGUUGGCCCUCGCUACAAAUGGGAGUUUGGAGUUGCUCUGAAAUCCAUCUUGAAAUAAUUGUGCUUGACUGGAACCAAAUCUUAUGAAGUCACCAAGGAUGAGAGUCUGUGCUAAGUCAGUGUUGCUGUCACACUGGCUCUUUCUGGCCUACGUGUUAAUGGUGUGCUGUAAGCUGAUGUCCGCCUCUAGCCAGCACCUCCGGGGACACGCAGGUCACCACCAGAUCAAGCAAGGGACCUGUGAGGUGGUCGCUGUCCACAGGUGCUGUAACAAGAACCGCAUAGAAGAGCGAUCACAAACAGUCAAGUGCUCCUGCUUCCCAGGGCAGGUUGCAGGUACAACUCGGGCUCAGCCUUCUUGUGUUGAAGCUUCCAUCGUGAUUCAGAAAUGGUGGUGUCACAUGAAUCCUUGCUUGGAAGGAGAGGACUGUAAAGUGCUGCCAGAUUACUCAGGUAACACGGUAGCGAAGAGAGGUGUGCUUACUCCUGGAGGAGUGACAGACAGGAUGCAGAGGUCUCUUAUUUGGAUGGCUGUCUUGGCGGGUUUGGGGGAAAUCGUCUCGGAUUUCUGCAAUAUCACAUUUGCAUAUGUGUGCUAUAAGGAGUAUCAUUUCCCUGACUGUCCCAGCCCUCUCCGCUUCAUGAAUUUAUCACAUUGAAUUAUGGCCAUGGGCUGCCAUGCAAUUCACACCCUAUCUGGAUCCCAGGCAACAUACCUCCGACAGACCCUGGAGGAACACGGCAGAGACUUCACAAUGGAUCUCCACUUGGCCUUCCACCUCUUUCAGCCUUCACAAAGGAACGUGGACAGGUUCACAGGGUCCUUAUUCUGUUCCUCUUUUGAACUUUUCCUUUAGCCCUUGCAUUAAAGUGGUUUGAAAGGCAUCUCAGUACCAAAACAUUUUGGCAGAACAUAUUUGCAGAUGUAGAUUAAUGAACUCUGAUUAACUGCUGAAGAAGAUUCCUUUUAUAAAUCUUGACAAAUAGACUUAUUGGGGUUAUUGUGUGUGUAUUUGUAUUUUUUGCUUUAGAAGAUUUAAAUUUUUGCAUUUUAGGUUCUGUUGUCAGGUUAGCAGAAAUAAAAUAACACGUUAACUUCUGGGCACCAUUUUCCUGAGUGCUAAGGAGGUAUAUCUCAACUCCCAUAUUUUAUAACCAAAGCUUGAUCAUGACAUAGUCACAAAGGAAAUAAAACCUGUUGGGAUUUUUAUAGCUUAGGUGUCGUCAUAAACGUAAAUCAUUUAAAUUAUAAAACCGUCUCUGUUUAGAUCAAGGGUGUUUUCUGAGAUCCAGUUCGUGUCAACUGUAUUAAACUAUUUUGUUAGAAGUCUUGAAAUGUUGAAUUUUUAGGCUGUAAAUGAUUUAUUCUUGGCUCUUCUCUCAUUUGUUAGUCAUUUUAUUUCUUUAAAUGUAAGUAAAAUCUGAGUCAUUUUUUUCUGGGUUUAAUGAUUUUUACAGAAGACAUGUGUCCACAUAUUCUCAGAUGCUGUCAUGCAGAAAUAUAUCACAGACGAAAAGUGACUGACCCAGAUUUUAAAUGCAUAAUGUCAUUAAAACACACACUACUGUAAUAUGGGAUUUUAUACAUUAAGAAAUGCCAAAAACAUCCUUUCUGCACUGUUAAUUAUCACUGUCCUUUCACAGUUGUGGGGGGUGGAAAUAUUACUGUAACAUUUAUAGCAGUAACAAUUAUAUCUACUUGAUUUUAGUCUUGCAAAAAGAAUGGAAAUGGGGGACAUCCAUUUGUGGGCUAACUUUGUUUGAAUUUGACGGGUUGCUUACCAGGAUUAUUAUUGUUUUACUAGUAAGUAAAAACAUUCAUUCUGCUGACGGCACCUAAGUUUUUGUGAUGAUUUUAUUGCCUUAAGACUUCAUGUUAAUAUCCCAGGCUUG